AUGAACAUCGCAGAGAUUGUCGCCAUGCAUGGCACAAAUUCGGACCACCAGGCUCCGCACUCUGCCCAAGGUCCAAUCCCCAGAGAUACCUUUCCCAUCUUCCACCCUUAUCCCCUUUCACUCAUUGACAUCCCCUGGCACCCCCAUCACAGCGCCGGCGGGGGCAGCAGCUCCUCCUCCGCCGCCGCCGCCGCCGCCUCCAACCAGCACCAGCACCCUGAUCUCGCUCUCUUCCUCAGAUACGUCCUCGACCAGGGCCGGGAAUGGAUGACCGCCCGCAUGCCCUGGGCCCGCUCCGGCGACAAGAGUGCUCCUGCGCGCCCGUCCAAGGCCAGGGUGCAGGUCUGCAGCUACGUCUCGCGGUAUCUACCGUACAAGGAGAGCGCCGAGAACCGGGGGCCGAGCGUGGACCACUGGUUCGGCCGGCGGAGCGUGCAUGAGGAUGUUGCGCGGAGGGGGAGCGCGACUCUUGCGGAGCUACGCGGAUUGUUGAAGGAUGAUCAUGCUGAGAAUGAGGUGCGAUAUAACCCUGGGGUGAUAGGGGUGGAGCGGGUGACAGCGUAUGAUCUGUCGAAAGUGGACGUUGGAGGUGGAUGGACGGAUGUCACAGCGUGCGUCAACACAAUCACCCACAAGUACCCAAUGUGCACAACACGCUGUUACGCAGUGCUUGAAAUAACCGCCACACUCCCAACACCGUCGUCUCCAACCCCAUCCCCGCCGGUCCCUGACGAAACUCACCGAAUCUCAGAACCCCCCGCCAGCAGCACCAAAGACCCAGGCUUCAUAACCAUCCAGAUACCCCUCGACCCUUCCGAACUCCCCGAAUCCGAGCGCCCACCCCGCAAAAACUGCAUCUUCGCCAACUACAUCUCCAUCGAGAUGGUGCAGCCGCUUCUCGCCCGUUUAUCAGAAGACGCAGUUAAAUCAGCUGCGGGGCUUGCUGAUGGCGGUGGAGGUGGCAGUGGAGCAUCGAACCCUCUCCAACAGAUAGAAUGGACGAUGGCCACCUCGGCGCAUGCGGGCGGUUGGAUCCCAGAGGCCGUGCAGCGGAGCUGGUCGCUGGGCGGCGUGCCGAAGCAGAUUGUCAAAGAUGUAGGAUUCGUAAUGGGUUAUCUUGCAAAGCGACGGGAAGAGGGAGAGAGAGGGGGGUGA
Coccidioides posadasii C735 delta SOWgp is the source of this 1155-nucleotide messenger RNA. RefSeq lists its product as uncharacterized. Lineage: Eukaryota; Fungi; Ascomycota; Eurotiomycetes; Onygenales; Onygenaceae. The record is from RefSeq and is a predicted model, not a curated record.